This is a messenger RNA of Alligator sinensis (Chinese alligator), 1570 nucleotides long. Its product is annotated as tumor necrosis factor ligand superfamily member 12-like. Gene Ontology annotation, molecular function: receptor ligand activity; tumor necrosis factor receptor binding. Gene Ontology annotation, biological process: immune response; positive regulation of isotype switching to IgA isotypes. The record is from RefSeq and is a predicted model, not a curated record. NCBI's taxonomy places the organism in Eukaryota, Metazoa, Chordata, Crocodylia, Alligatoridae. The transcript has 6 exons. The coding region runs from base 394 to 1275 and encodes 293 amino acids. Gene Ontology annotation, cellular component: membrane.
AGCCCAGGAACCUCCCCCCACCCCCGGCACCUGGCUCUCUGCUCUGGGAGGGGGGGAAGUGGGGUCAGGGGCGUCAAAGUAGGGAGCCCUGAGAGCCAGGACACCUGGGUCCUCUCUCAGUCAUGUGGGGGGGCUGCAGGGAGCCCUGACGCCUGGGUUCUCCCCCUGAUCCAGGAGCGGGGCUGGGGGCCCGGAUGCCCGGGUCCUCUCCCUGCUCCGGGAGGGUGCUGGCAGCUCGGACGCUCGGGUCCUCUGCCAACACUGGGGCUGUGGGAGGUGGUGGCACCCAGGCCUUCUCCAGCUCAGGGGGGUUCCAGGGGUCUCUUACCUGGCCCCAUCCUGGUCCCUUGUGCUUGCCGGGAGCUGGUCUGGGAGGGGGUCAAGGGGGUUUAGAUGCACGUGGCCUGGCCCUGGGGGGAGAUCUCCAGGGGGUUAAUCAUUAACCCUCCCCCAGGGCCUGGCCCAGGGCCAGGAGGAACCAGGGAGCAGGAAGCAGUGACUGGGGAAAGCACCCGCCGGGGCGGGAGGCUGGGGGCCAGUCAGGGAUCCCAGGUGUCCUGGCUCUGCCCAAAGCCCUCCCGAGCUGGAGGGAACAGGCAUCCAGACACCGCCCCCCCCCCACCGGGAACACAGGACCCCGCAGAGGACCCAGGCAUCCAGAGCAUGCGCACGCACACAGAUGAGCACCCCCGGGGACACACCCAUAUGCAUGCACUACCCUGGUGUCUGGGACAGAUGCCCCCCCAGGUGUCCAGGACACAUAUGCACAUGUGCACAGCCCAGGUAUCACCCCGCAGCAGGAGGCAGCUCGAAAGGCCGUCACCCUCCCCUGGCCCACGGCACCAGCACCGCCAACGCACGGCCCUGCACCUGGUCCCCAGCCACUGCUCCACCAACGCUGAGGGCGACGUGACGGAGCUGUGGUGGGCGCCGGCGCUGGGGCAGGGCCACGGCCUGGAGCUGAGCGGCUCCAUCGUCACUGUGCGCCAGGCGGGCCUCUACCUCGUCUACAGUCAGGUGCUGUUCCACGACCCCACGUUCACCAUGGGGCAGGUGCUCUGGCGUUUGCCCCCUGGGGGCCAGGGCCCGGGACAGAUCCUGCUGCGCUGCGUCCAGAGCAUGCCCGGGCAGCGGGAGCAGGCCUACAACAGCUGCUAUAGCGGAGGUGCUUUCCACCUGCAGCGGGGGGAGGGGCUGCGCCUGGCCGGGCCCCGGGCCAACGCCUCCCUGGACCUCACCCCCCACGGCACCUUCCUGGGCCUGGUGCGGCUCUAGAGGGACCCGGGCGCCCGGGCAGCGCCCCGCAAAAGGGAGCCCAGGCGUCGCCGAGAGAGAUGGUGGGACCCAGGCAUCCAGAGCCGGCCGCCACCAGCGGGAAGGGACCCAGGCGUCCGGGUGGUGGCACCGAGACGGGGAAGGCCCCAGGUGUCCGGGACGCCGCAUGGACACGUGGGGAAAAAGGACCCAGAUGCCUGGGGCAGGUGGGCGCAGGAGGCGUUGCGACCACCCGGGCACGCCGGCGAGCACCGAUUCCUCCCCGUAGCAACAAGGGCAUCACUCCCGAAAUUUC